AUGUCCGGGCGUUUUGUGCGUGCCUCCAAGUAUCGCCACGUCUACGGACAGUCGGCGAAAAAGGAUAAAUGCUACGAUAACCUUCACGUGUCCGAAAAUGCCUGGGACUCCAACUUCAUCAAGGUCAACCCGAAAUACCUUUCGGUCAAUUGGCAAGCCAGUGGUGGUGGAGCUUUCGCUGUCAUCCCACUCAACGAAACAGGCAGACUCCCGGAGCGCAUUCCCUUGUUCCGUGGACACAAACAGGCUGUGCUGGACACUGACUGGAACCCCUUCAACGACAACAAGAUCGCUUCGGGCUCAUCCGAUGGCAAGAUCUGCCUUUGGGAUGUCCCCGAGAAUCAUACUAUUCGCCCCGACCCGGAAGCGCUCGACAGCAUUGAGGCAGACCUGAAGCCUGCUGCGAUUCUGCAGGACACGAAGUCCAAGAAAGCUGGCCACGUGCUAUUCAACCCCGCAGCGGAAAAUGUGCUGGCAACGACCUCGGACAAUACAAUGAACAUUUGGGACGUUGGGACUCAAGAGUUGGUUUACUCGUUUGACACCCUAGGCGCCUUCUCGUCGCUAUCGUGGAGCGCCAACGGGUCCUUGCUGGCCACCACCUCGAAAUUCGAUAAGAAAGACCCAAAUAGGCUCAAAAUUUGGGAUCCACGUCAGCAAAAGGCCAUCGUUGAGACCGUGGGACACGGCGGAGCUGGUAUCAGUCGUUGUGUCUGGCUCGGUGAACUCGACCAGAUCGCAACCACCGGGUUCUCCAAGUUCGGCAGUAACCGUCAACUAGCUUUGUGGGAUAUUCGUUCCAUGAACGAACCAGUCGAUGGCUUCAAAAAUUUGGGUCAAGCGUCCGGUGUGAACAUGCCCUUCUGGGACGACAGCACCAAGUGCUUGUACACGGCCGGGCGUGGUGAUGGCAAAAUUUCUUACUGGGAACUUGAUGGCAAACAAUUCCAUGAGUUGGAUGAAUACUCGUCGGAACCUCAACGCGGAGUUGGGUUCAUGCCCAAGCGCGGCGUGAACUUGCACGAGAAUGAGUUAAUGCGUGCUUACAAGGUAGUCAGCAGCAACACAUUUAUCGAGCCCGUCUCGUUCAUCGUCCCUCGCAAAUCGGACGCCUUCCAGGAUGACAUUUACCCGCCCACGACUGGUGUCAAACCUGCCAUGACUUCGGCUGAAUGGAAGGCGGGUAAGGAGGCCAUCCCGCCCAAGAUCUCCAUGGAGAGCUUGUUUGACGGCCAAGGCCUCAAGGAAACUUCUGGCGUGCAGGAUAAGCCUACUGGUGCCGUGGAUGCGCCCGCCCACAAGAAAGCUGAGCCUGCUCCUCAGAAGGCCGAGCCCGCUCCGCUGCCCACCCGGGAACCUGUUUCUGAGCCGACACCUGCGGCUCGUCCCGCUGCGUCCAUGAAGGACCAGGGUGCUUCGAUGGCUGCAAUGGUCAACAAGUUCGCCGACAACCAGGAAGAUGAGGCCGAAACUGUCGACGAUGACGACUCUAGCUUCGAAGAAGUUCCCAAGCCGGCGGAGCGUGCCCCUCGCUCCCCUGCCGUCGAAGCAUCGUCUCCUCAAGUUAGCAGCCCCCUGCGACCCAAGCAGCCGGAGUCAAAGCCGGAGCCUAAGCCGGAGGUCAAACCCGAACCUCGUGUCUCCUCUACCGCCACCCCCACUCCCUCCUCUCCUGCUAGCGAAUCGACCAUUCCAACAAGUGCUGUGCACCAGGAUAUCAGCGAAAUCAAACAUCUUAUCGCCGAGCAAACCAAGACCAUUGCAUCCCAGGCACAACAGAUGCAGACGCUCGCCGCCGAGAUUGAAUCUCUCAAGGCCAAAUUGAAUUGA
Molecule: messenger RNA, 1830 nt
Organism: Penicillium argentinense
Lineage: Eukaryota; Fungi; Ascomycota; Eurotiomycetes; Eurotiales; Aspergillaceae
Product: coronin
Exons: 8
Coding region: 1-1830 (609 amino acids)
Biological process (GO): actin filament organization
Molecular function (GO): actin filament binding
Source: RefSeq, a predicted model, not a curated record